AUGGAUAUCCAGAAACAAUCAACAAAGUUUAUAAAGCCCGCCACUCAAACUCCUCCAACACUCCAUCACCACAAGUUAGGCCUCAUUGAUGAGUGUGCUCCUCCCUUCAAUAUCAGCGUUGUUUUCUUCUACGCUGCAGAUACCAAUAAUCCAAACUUUGUUUCCCACCUCGAAAAAUCUCUCGAGAAAACGUUGCCACGAUUCUACCCUCUUGCUGGUAGAUAUCUUGAAGCUGCAGAUCGUGUCAUCGAGUGUCUUGACCAAGGUGUUGAGUUCAUACAUGCCAAAGUGACCAACGUUAAAUAUGAAGAGAUUGUUGGCUCGGAAGAAAACUUAAAGCUGGUUGACCAGCUCAUUCCGUCUCCACUUGGGGCUGUUGACCAAGUAACUGACCCGUUACUUUCGAUUCAGGUGACCACAUUUGAGUCUGGAGGAGGGGUGGCACUUGGUGUUAGUAUUUCACAUAGGGUUGGUGAUACCGCUACCCUGUUCAUAUUCUUGAACGAAUGGGCUGCUAUAACUCGAGGAGAAAGUCAAACUGACUUCCCUCCUGGGUCGGGCUUCAACACAGCCUCAUUCUUUCCCGCUCGUGGGUCAAGUACCCCUAAACUAUUUCCAAGAACAAAAAGUAGUGAUAACUUGUAUAGAAACAAGUAUGUAACUAAGAAACUUUCAUUCAGUGAAAGUGAGAUUUCCAAUUUAAAAGACAAGGUGAUGGUUGUUGGAAGCGAGCACCAGCAAUAUUUCUCAAAGGUCCAGUUGGUGUCGGCUUUUAUAUGGAAGGCCUUAAGUGACAUGGACCAAAGAACAAAUGGGGAAUAUCCUCCAAGAUGUUCUGUUCUUCUUUGGGCAAUCAACUUGAGGGGAAAAUCCACAUCUUUAAUACCUAGUGAUUCUUGUGGGAAUCUUUCUACAGCAGUAUCAGCAAAAUGCGAAACUAACGAUGAAACUGUCGAAUCGUUGGCACGUCUUGUUAGAAAUUCUGUCAAGGGUUUCAUGGAUAGUUACUCAAAGGUAAGAGAUGAUAAAGAGCAAGUUCAGAAAAUGGUUAUCAAGUCCCGUUCAGAUGCUGCUGUUAUUCCUCCUAAUUCAACCGUGAUCCGCUUAACCAGCUGGUGUAAGUUCCCUUACUACCAACUUGACUUUGGUUUUGGGAAGCCCAUUUGGGUCAACCGUGGUCGGGCUAUUGGAAAAAAUGUAGUAUAUCUGAUGGAUGAUGCCGGAGGUAAUGGAGUUGAAGCUUAUGUAGGUGUUGAAACUAAAGAUGUUCCUUAUUUCGAAGAAGCUCUACUCAACAUCAAAGCUUAUUAG
This is a messenger RNA of Erigeron canadensis, 1311 nucleotides long. Its product is annotated as pelargonidin 3-O-(6-caffeoylglucoside) 5-O-(6-O-malonylglucoside) 4'''-malonyltransferase-like. The coding region runs from base 1 to 1311 and encodes 436 amino acids. NCBI's taxonomy places the organism in Eukaryota, Viridiplantae, Streptophyta, Magnoliopsida, Asterales, Asteraceae. The record is from RefSeq and is a predicted model, not a curated record. The transcript has a single exon.